Molecule: messenger RNA, 777 nt
Organism: Talaromyces atroroseus
Lineage: Eukaryota; Fungi; Ascomycota; Eurotiomycetes; Eurotiales; Trichocomaceae
Product: U2 small nuclear ribonucleoprotein A
Exons: 4
Coding region: 1-777 (258 amino acids)
Biological process (GO): mRNA splicing, via spliceosome
Cellular component (GO): U2 snRNP
Molecular function (GO): protein binding; U2 snRNA binding
Source: RefSeq, a predicted model, not a curated record
AUGCGAUUAACAGUCGAGCUCAUUCACAAUUCCCUUUCAUAUAUCAAUCCGCUGAAAGAGCGAGAGCUAGAUCUUAGAGGUCACAAAAUUCCUUCUAUUGAAAAUUUGGGUAUCGCCAAAGAUCAAGAUGCAAUCGAUUUCACCGAUAACGAUAUCUCUUCACUCUCGAAUUUCCCUUUUUUCCCGCGCUUACGGACCCUAUUGCUUGCGCGCAACCGAGUGAAUCACAUCCAGCCUGCGCUGGCUUCGUCAAUACCGAACUUGGAGACCUUAGUGCUUACGGCAAACAAUAUGGCGGAGUUGGCGGAUCUCGAUCCGUUGCGCAACUUUGCCAGACUUACGCAUUUGGUGUUGAUGGAGAAUCCGGUGACGAGGAAGGAGCACUAUCGAUACUGGGUCAUCUGGAGGAAUCCACACAUCCGCUUCCUCGAUUACCAAAAAGUAAAAGACGCCGAGCGCGCAAAAGCUACUGAGCUAUUCGGCACGUUUGAACAACCCUCAGCUCUCGCUUCGAAGAUCAUAGGCAUCAAAUCGCGAACAUUCGAUGUGCCAUCCACAGGUGCUGCGGCGGGGCAAGCCACCGCCGCUGGUGGUGACAGGGCUGUCCGCGUAAAGCUUACAGAAAAGGAGCGCAAACGCGUGGAAAAGAUGAUCCGGGAGGCGAAGAGCUUGCAGGAGAUUGCACGUUUGGAGAAGGAAUUGAACGAAGGGCGUAUUCCGGGCGGAGCGUUAGACGAGUUGGACGAUGACGAGGACCCAGACCGGAUGCAGAUGUGA